Messenger RNA from Epinephelus fuscoguttatus (brown-marbled grouper), 3215 nucleotides. RefSeq names its product cytoplasmic polyadenylation element binding protein 2 (gene cpeb2). The coding region runs from base 447 to 2723 and encodes 758 amino acids. The transcript is spliced from 11 exons. Gene Ontology annotation, molecular function: ribosome binding; mRNA regulatory element binding translation repressor activity; mRNA 3'-UTR binding. NCBI's taxonomy places the organism in Eukaryota, Metazoa, Chordata, Actinopteri, Perciformes, Serranidae. Gene Ontology annotation, cellular component: cytoplasm; neuron projection; nucleus. Gene Ontology annotation, biological process: negative regulation of cytoplasmic translation. The record is from RefSeq and is a predicted model, not a curated record.
ACGUAGUUUCAGUCGGGGAUCUUUAAUCCUCUGCCGCAGCAGCGCAGCCGGUAACCAGAGGAGGGGGGAGCACGGUCGGACGGGAAUGGACCGCACAGGCUAGGCUAGCCUACAGUGAGGCCGACAUAUCUCGGUCUUUAGAUACAUGAUAAUAUCACCGAGUCAAAACGAGAGUAGGACCAGAACGAGCCGAGUUUUAGCGAAGGCCAGACCCCCUCCUCUCUGUGUCUGCCUUCAGCCUACAGCCUAUUCAUAGAUCCUAUCAAACAGACCUCAUUCACAAACGGGGGUUUAGGUAUAUUUUCAUUUAAAAGCCGAAUUCGGUGUCGUUUAGCCGGCUGCCGGAUCCUGCGCCUCGUCCUGCCGGUUUCCUGCGCUCCGGUUCGCCCUUCAGCAGCGUCUCCGCGUCCCCGCUGUUCCUGUCAGCUGCUGCGCAUCAGCAAAACAUGCAGGAUGAGCCUGUGGGGGUGACAACCACGCAACUACCCCCGUCAACCGAGGAAAAGGACAGCGAGAGAAGCACGGUCAGCAAAUCCGGGCACCGAACCGACAACCAGGACAGCCAGCCGAGCUCCGUGACGCCGGAUUAUAACCAUCUGAACCAGAAGAGAGCUUUCCCCGAUUUCGAUCGAGAUCAUUUUUGCCCUACGCAGUCUCUGUGUGACCUUCAGCACAGCCGAAAAAUACAUCAGCAGUUAAGUCAGCACACUGAGUUUAGCCCCACAGAGUCGCCCCCACCCCAGAGACAUUUCAGUCACCUGCCGCAGAGGCAGCCCGGGCACAACGCUGCUGACCCCUGCGGCUCUCCAGUGGAAGAGGCUCAAGCCGAUGCUGCGUCGCCAUCGCCCACUUCUGUAAAUCCACACAAGAUCCAAAUGGACUCCCCCAUCGCCCACCAUAUAAAUAACGGCAAUGGCAGCAGCAGCAGCACCGGCAACAUGUUGUCCGGAGGUCUCAGCGCCGCUUUCCCGAACCUCCCCACCCAGGAGAUGCAGAGCGCCAGCGUAGGCUCGUCUUCACCCUCGAUACCUGGGUUCGGCACCCCGUGGUCCGUGCAGACCAGCUCCUCGCCCCCUCCCGCACCCAACUCCAUCAACCCCAUCCACGCCAACGCCAUUAACCAGAUGCCCAACACGGACUCUGACAACAGCUUCUACCCAGGUAUCCCCUCCUCCAUCAACCCGGCCUUCUUCCAGAGUUUUUCGCCAGUGUCAGCUAAUCCGUGCGCCGGGAUUAAUGUGCAGGGCUUCAGCGGUCCUUUCUCGCCCCAGAUAAACGUCCCUCAGCAGGCGCAGAGUCGCAGGUCCCCGGUCAGUCCCCAGAUGCAUCCCCAGCAGGGCGCCUUCCUGCAGCAGAGGAACAACUACAACCAACAUCAGCCCAUGGUGAAGCAGUCUCCCUGGGGCAGUCACCAGGGGAACGGCUGGGGUUCGGGGGGGAUGUCCUGGGGCCGAGACCACCGCAGAGGGAGUGGCAUGGGCGUACCUGGCUCAGUCAGCCACGUCUCGCCUCUGAAGAAGCCCUUCUCGAGCAACAUCAUCGCUCCACCCAAGUUCCCACGCUCUGGAGGAUCACUGGGGCCUAAAUCCUGGAUAGAGGAGAACAUGUUUCGCACAGACAGCAACAGCAACACUCUGUUGCCCCUGCAGGACCGCACCAGAAUGUAUGACAGUCUGAACAUGCACUCCCUGGAGAGCUCUCUGAUCGACAUCAUGCGGGCCGAGCAGGAUCCGAUGAAAGGCCGUGUGGGAUGCCCUAACCCCGGGGCUGACGGCCUACUCAUGCUCAAUGCCAGGAGCUAUGGGAGACGUCGAGGCCGCUCCUCCCUCUUCCCUAUUGAUGACAAUCUCCUCGAUGACGGCCACGGCAACCAGGGCGUCCCAGGAGUCCUUGGCUCCCCCAACUGUUACCCCCACCAAAACGGGGAACGCAUCGAGCGCUUCUCCCGCAAGGUGUUUGUGGGAGGUUUGCCCCCUGACAUAGAUGAAGAUGAAAUAACCUCAAGCUUCCGCCGCUUUGGUCACCUGGUGGUGGACUGGCCACACAAAGCAGAGAGCAAAUCCUACUUUCCACCUAAAGGAUAUGCAUUCCUGCUGUUCCAGGAAGAGAGCUCGGUGCAGGCUCUGAUUGAAGCCUGCAUGGAGGAGGACGGGAAGCUCUACCUGUGUGUCUCCAGCCCCACCAUCAAGGACAAACCUGUGCAAAUUCGACCUUGGAACUUGAGCGACAGUGACUUUGUGAUGGACGGAUCUCAGCCCCUUGAUCCCCGCAAAACCAUCUUUGUGGGAGGCGUCCCUCGCCCCCUGAGAGCAAUUGAGCUGGCCAUGAUUAUGGAUCGUCUCUAUGGUGGAGUGUGCUACGCCGGCAUUGACACCGAUCCGGAGCUCAAGUACCCUAAGGGGGCGGGGCGAGUGGCCUUCUCCAAUCAGCAGAGUUACAUCGCUGCCAUCAGUGCGAGAUUCGUCCAGCUGCAGCACGGAGACAUUGACAAGCGGGUGGAGGUGAAGCCGUACGUCCUGGAUGAUCAGCUCUGUGAUGAGUGUCAGGGUGCACGCUGCGGGGGGAAAUUUGCUCCCUUUUUCUGUGCUAAUGUCACCUGCCUGCAGUACUACUGCGAAUUCUGCUGGGCCAACAUCCACUCCCGCGCAGGACGAGAGUUUCACAAGCCGCUGGUCAAAGAGGGAGCCGACCGCCCGCGCCAGAUUCACUUCCGCUGGAACUAGAGAUGCAACCGCGGCCAUGGCGACACAGUCAGAGGGAAGGGGAACGAAACACUGGCUAACAGGAAAAAGAGUAUCACUCUGCCUCUCCUGCUUUCCUAAGCUAUCAGUAUAAUCGAGUACGUAACACUAUACAGUAUAUACUAUAUAUAUCUAUAUAUCUUUUGUAGCAGCCAAACACCACAAGCCUCAGUUUUUCACCAAAACCCCCCUCACAUCUCAGGCUGACAACUCUACAACUCUUUUGUGGUACUUUCAUCUUUUCUAAGAGGAGAUUUAAAAAAGAGAUUGAUUUUUGUAGGUUUUUUUAUUAUUAUUAUUUUUGUAUGUGAGAUUUAAAGUAGAUAUGGGAAUGUUUUUUGCAUGGGGGCAGCUUGUCUGUCUGUCUGCUGCUAGCCACCCCAACAGUGCGUGUAGUGCACACUUGUUUCUGGGAAAACCUUGAUUCUCCAAUGUUGACACCGGCCCCAGGUCAUUAACCAAAGGUAGCAAAAA